UAAACAUUGUGUGUAUUUCAGUGUCAGAUGUGUUUCUUAAUUAUGCUGUUUAUAUUUGUUGGCUGAUUUGAAUUUGAUUAUUUGAAAUGUCGUUUUAAGAAAAAUUUGUUGAAAAUGUAUAAUUUAAUCAUUAUCAUAGUUUCUAUUCUAUAAUCUUCAUGAAUUAAUUUUGUCUUUGAACAUCAAUUAUUUCUAUGACGUAUUGCUGACGUGACAAACUGGUUUUAUAAUGAGAAGAAUCAUAAUGCAGAGCAUGAUAGCAUUAAGUAUGCUUGUGAGUUUGGCUAUCGCUCAGACUACGUACGAGAAUUAUAAAGUAUUCAGCAUUGUGACGUCUACAAUAAAACAGAUAAACCAGGUUUAUCAAAUGGUUGACAUUCAUGAUGGAAUUACCUUGUGGAAUGUACCAAACCUGAAAAAUAGACCAGUAAAUAUUAUGGUAGCCCCGCACAAAUUGCCGCAGUUCAUCGAAAUAAUGACCAAAAUUGAUGUAUUUUAUCGGAUUAAUAUCGAAAACGUUCAAGAACUAAUUGAUCAGACGACGCCUGCGAAUCGAUCGACGUCUUUUGAUUUUACUAGUUAUCACACUCUCGAGACAAUCUAUAAGAAUUUGAAUGAUUUGGCUAAGCGGUAUCCAGACAAUGUACAGAUUAUUAUAGGCGGUAAAACGUAUGAGAGACGCAACAUCAAAGGUGUCAAGGUGUCAUUCACGGCGAAUAAUCCUGGAAUCUUUAUCGAAGGUGGAAUUCACGCUAAGGAGUGGAUCUCGCCGGCGACUGUUAUGUAUAUCCUAUAUCAAGUGCUGACCAGCAAGAAUAAGAACGUUCGAGCCAUGGCAGAGAGUCAUGAUUGGUAUAUUUUUCCCGUAUUUAAUCCUGACGGAUACGUUUACAGCCACACUACAAAUCGAAUGUGGAGAAAAAAUCGUAAACCAAGCAAUAAUUCUUUUUGCAUUGGUGUAGAUCUUAACAGAAACUGGGGUUAUAAAUGGAAUUUUUUUAAUCUUAAAAAUAACCCAUGCUCCUCUGGUUAUGCGGGAAGUGCACCAUUUUCCGAAAUAGAAAUAAAAAGUAUGUCCGAAUAUAUCAAGACUAUUUCUAACAAGUUCUAUGCAUAUAUCGCAUUUCACUGUCAUGCGCAAUUGUUGUUAUUUCCUUACGGACACACAACAAACCAUCUUGACAAUUACGACGAAUUACAUGCCAUCGGUUUGAAAACGGUUGCAGCUCUUAAGAAGAGAUAUGGAACAGAAUAUCAGAUUGGAAAUAUUGCAGAAACAAUCUAUAGAAUCACCGGAACUAGUGUGGAUUAUAUUAAGGCUGUUUAUAAUAAGAAUAUCACUUAUAUCUAUGAAUUACGUGAUCGCGAUCGUUAUGGAUACUUGAUGCCGCCUGAUCAGAUUAUCCCGACUGGAAAGGAGGUUGUAGAUUCCCUCGUAGUCAUGUUCAAGGAAGCAAAAAAACAUGGAUAUAAAAUUCAUUCGCCAUCAAAUAGAAAUUUGUAUUCUAUUAAUAAUUUAAAUUAA
Molecule: messenger RNA, 1525 nt
Organism: Nylanderia fulva
Lineage: Eukaryota; Metazoa; Arthropoda; Insecta; Hymenoptera; Formicidae
Product: zinc carboxypeptidase-like
Biological process (GO): proteolysis
Molecular function (GO): zinc ion binding; metallocarboxypeptidase activity
Source: RefSeq, a predicted model, not a curated record